This is a messenger RNA of Bactrocera neohumeralis, 2846 nucleotides long. Its product is annotated as protein insensitive-like. Lineage: Eukaryota; Metazoa; Arthropoda; Insecta; Diptera; Tephritidae. The record is from RefSeq and is a predicted model, not a curated record. Bases 448 to 1326 code for a protein of 292 amino acids. The transcript has a single exon. Gene Ontology annotation, molecular function: DNA binding.
GGAGCUUUCGUGGUUCGGUGAAAGGUUUUUAAUAUUAAUAAAAUCGUACAAUACACCUCGAACUCAAACGAACAGUAUUUCGGGAUUACUUGGAUUAUAUUUUCUUUCGAAGAAAUGGUAGAACGGAGAUCGCUAUAAAUUGUUGAGAGAGUCAGAGAGAGAGAGUAAGGAAUAACACUAAAGCUACUUUGUGGUGUUGACCGUAAUUUUUUCUGUAUACCUGAAAACGCAUUGUCAUAAAUACAUACAUAUAUAAUAUGUAACCUACGCUCUCUCCCUCUCUCAACUAAAUAGAAACUAAAUUUUACCUGCCUGAUACUUAUGAAAAAGCAUAAAAGCCGAGUUACCUUCGCUUUAUGGUCAUACACAUACGUGCAUUACUGAUAACAAAAACUCUAAGAGCUACAAAAAUUUAUUUUAGAAAACACCGUAUUUAAAAAAAAUUUGAUGGGUCAAGUAUUCCGUAAAAUUUCUAACAAUCUACUACCAAGCAGUUUGUUCACCACCUGCCUUAAACGUAAACGCAAUCUACAAAACAAAGACAAUGCAUCCAAAAGGCAACGUAUUUGCUACGAGAGACCUCUAAAUUCGAUGUAUGUAACACAUUCACACGUGAGAAAUAUCCCACCCGAAAUAAUAAGACCUUCAAAACAUGUAUUUGAUAAUACAAAAGCUAACACUGACGAAGAAGAAAUUUCACACAAGACACGCACCGAACUCAUAACUGUAUUCAAGAAAGAACCAGAAGACGCUGCAGUACGAAUAACACCAACAAUUGAGAACCACCAGAUAAAACAAGAAAUCACAGCGCAAACACCGACCGACGACCAGGUAAUGGAAAAAGCAACUAAUAUUGAAGGUCAAUUAAUCAAAGAAGAACCAACUGAACAUGGCAACGAGAGUGACAGAGAACAAGUCUCCGACGAAUGCUGCACUGAAAUAACUGACGAUUUCAGCAGCUCGAAUAUAACUGAGCAAGAAACAGAUGAGGACUCACAAAUGAUAAAACUAGGACCGAAUGGUACAGCAAUACCGAAGGCGAAGUACGACAAGAUUCGUUGGACUAGCAGUUCGUUUGCAACACGAAAACUGCUUAUGUGCGUAUUUGGCGCCGAAACGCUUGCCACGCACUCCUUCAGCGGCAGGAUUGCGCCAUUGUACUAUAAGCUUAAACAUACCAAAAAGCCCAGAUUGGAUCCAGACAAGGUAGCUGAUAUAAUUUAUUGUAUACAAAAACGAUUUCAAUGUUCAGAGAAAACAAUUCGAGCUGCGAUCAGCUCAAAAUGCGGAGACGAAGCGAAACUACAGCAACGAAAAAAUGUAUAAAUUUGAGAGAUGCUUUUGCCUCUAUCUAGGUUUUGCAAAUUUUGAGAGAGAAAAAUAUACAUAAAAUUUGACGAAUCUUAUUUUUGUUGUUUUGUGUUUAAUUUCAUAAAGUAUAGGGAGGGUUCGUGGAGGCUCGCUAAGUGGUUAUACUUCUUUGAAGUAUAGGAUAGUAGUUCCUUCAACUCCGGGUGGAGCGUGCAUGUUUUUAAGAGAGAUGGAAAUAAAAUUUAUUUGAAAUGGAAUUAACGCUACUACUCUCUAUUUUACUGUAGAGAACGUUCUCUUUGUCUAUUUUUUGUUCUUUUUUUUUUUGUAAACGAGGUGGAAAAGUGUAAUCAGCUCGCAUAAAAUUUCUCGGCACAAAUCAUUCGUUUGCGGUUCUAUCUACAGCUAUAUUUUUAGGCGUCACCUCAUAACAUAUAAAAAACCAUUUCUAGAAAAUAUCAAUACAUAAACUAUAAUAAUAAAAAAAUUGUCUAAAAAGAUAAUUAUAUUUGAUAUAACCAUAGAUCCAAAACUUACUAAAUUCGCUGAAAUGAUUUCUUUAAAAUUUCAUUUUAGCUUCAGUGUUCUCAUAGGAAAAAAAAUAACCGCUGGAUGGCGCAGGAGAUUAUUCUAAAAUAUUAGCUCUAUUGAAUUUCGAGUUGAAAGUUAAGUCAGACAGUCUUAAAUAACACUUACACUAAGUUACAAUUGGACACUUUUUAUAACCGAGCACGAACUAAAGCAAGUGUUACACAUUAGUUAUUUUGUUAUCUAAUAAAAAAUGUAGACAAAAUUAUAUCCUACAAUGUACUAUUAUGUCAACUACACCUGUGAUCUUCCAUUGACAACCUGUGCUCUUCCAUUUUUAAAUACUAUUUUUUCCUUCGACGGUUUGUGUUUACUCUCGCUUCGAAACACAUUUGCAUUAUGGCCUUACGAAUUUCUCUUUCAGAGCAAUUAAAAACAUUUUUUACACAAAAAAUUAUGUCAUCCACCAUGAGUGGAUGGAUUAUAUGUAUCAAUAUUAUAAGGCUGAAGAACGAAGUGAUUUUAUGAUUUAGACACUUUUAGACAAACUGUAAUAACCCAGCAACCCCUCGAUGGAUUUCAACCAAAUUUGGUGCGAGACACUACUUUUACACCGUUAUGUCACAGUUUUACGUUGUGCGAAAUUGAAUUAAAACCACGCCUACUUUCCAGCAUAAUAAAAAUUCCAUCAGAGUUACUGAAAUAAAUAAAUAGAACACCAAUGAAGAUAUCGGAAUAGGAUUUUGCACAGAUAGUGAGACCAAGGUAGACACUUCUCAACGAAAAAUGUUAGAAAUCGUACCAUAACUUUUCGAGGUCCCCAGUUGCAGAAAAUAUGGGAAGCUUCAAACCUACAUAUGUCGGGCUCUAUAACAAAAAUGUGGAUAAACUCAAGAGAUAUUUUUAUGAAAUAAGUUGUUAUCUUUUACUGAGGAUAAUGUGAUGUGGAAUAAAAUUGGAUUAAAUUGGUUCAGUAUUUCAAUUAGUUUCCUGGCGGCUUUUAGUAA